Messenger RNA from Pieris napi, 2401 nucleotides. RefSeq names its product cystinosin homolog (gene Ctns). Gene Ontology annotation, molecular function: L-cystine transmembrane transporter activity. The record is from RefSeq and is a predicted model, not a curated record. The transcript has 11 exons. NCBI's taxonomy places the organism in Eukaryota, Metazoa, Arthropoda, Insecta, Lepidoptera, Pieridae. Bases 269 to 1555 code for a protein of 428 amino acids. Gene Ontology annotation, biological process: L-cystine transport. Gene Ontology annotation, cellular component: lysosomal membrane.
GUAAAUUCUUUUAUUUUAAGGAGUUGUAUUUGUUAGAUACAAGUUUUCAUGAUGUUAUAAUAAUAGCGCAAUGCUUUAACCGAAGGCAAACAAAAGCUAAAAUGUGGGCGUUGCGAAAUUAACUAAAAAUUAUAAACAGAUAUUGUUAUCUUAAAAGGGCUCAGAAUGUCGAUGCGAGGAGUGGUGCGAUGAAAUUAGGACCGCUACCAUGUGAUAUUGAAAACAUCCAAUUAUCAUGAACCUGUGAAUCUGAUCAGAAUCCGGAAAAAUGCUAGACAAAGUGACGAUGACUUCACGCGGGGCAAGGGGCAAUUUUAGUCAUAUUUAUAAGAAUUUAAUCACAUUUAUAUUAAUAUGUUUACCCUGCAAGUUUUGCCAAGCAGAGAAGAUGUAUGUAGACGUGAAGACUUUGGACCUGCUUGUGGAUGAGACGCGCCUCUUCAAGUUCAUACAGAUCGGUGAAUACAACGAGACCCUCUCAGUGACAGCCCAAAUACAACACCCAGAUAUAGUACAAUUUGUGCCUUCGACGAUUAAUAUUCCGGCAGUGGAACAGCCGAAUACAACAGCGGAAUUGACUUACGAUAUAUGUGCGUAUGGAAGGAGUCCUGGCCAUUCCGAAGUUACGUUCUCAGCGUCGCCUACUGAUGUGGUUAAAUUGGAUUCACUAUUCAUGAGAAUAACAGUGAUGCAUUCGAAAGCGAUUUAUGUGAUUUCCUAUAUAAUGGGAUGGAUAUACUUCGUGGCGUGGUCCGUGUCGUUCUACCCUCAAAUAUACAUAAAUUUCAAAAGGAAGAGUGUGGUCGGACUCAAUUUCGAUUUCUUGGCGUUAAAUGUGAUGGGAUUCACUAUGUAUUCGCUUUUCAACUGUGGACUGUUCUUUUCAAAGGAAAUUCAGGCGGAAUACUUCAGUCGUCAUCCCCGCGGUUUAAAUCCUGUACAAUUGAAUGAUGUGUUCUUUUCGCUACACGCUGUAUUUGCCACUAUCAUUACUAUUAUACAGUGCGCUAUAUAUGAGCGCGAAGACCAACGUGUAUCUAUGACAGGGCGUGGCAUAUUGACAGUGUUUGGGGGCGUGGUCAUAGUAACGGCUAGUCUUGCUGGCGCCAGUAUCUUGGAGUGGCUCGACUUUUUGUACUACUGCAGUUAUAUUAAACUGAGUAUUACUCUCAUCAAAUAUAUACCGCAGGCAUACAUGAACUACAAGCGUAAAUCCACAGUGGGCUGGAGUAUUGGGAAUAUCUUUUUGGACUUCGUCGGAGGGUUCCUGUCAAUUCUUCAAAUGACGUUGAACGCGUACAAUUACAACGAUUGGGUGUCGUUCUUCGGCGACGCGACUAAGUUCGGCCUCGGCCUUUUCAGUUUGGUCUUCGACAUAUUCUUCAUAUUGCAGCACUAUGUGUUUUACAGAGAGCACAGUGAUUAUAUUAACGUGAAAAUUGAAGAUGAAUUGACUUAUUUGAUGGACAAUCGUUACUACAGUGGUGAUGAAGCAUUUUUGGUUAACUUUUGGAAUGGCGACGAAAAGAAGUACAACAUGGACGUCAAGGUGUAAAUUCGCAUUUGAACGUUGUGUUAAGAGAUUUACGACUGCCUAAAUCUAGUUUGAUAGCUAUUCUAUAAGAUUUCAAUUAUAGAAUAGUUAAUAGACGUAUGCAAUUUUGGAAUUUGAAAAAAAUAUAUAAUUUUGAAAAUUUUGUCAACGAGGGUAUAAAAAUAUUAAUUGGCAGCUACCCGCAAUUUUUAGCAAAAACUUAGAAUUAAAUACUCGAAAUGUUAUGGAGAUCUUUAAGGUGAUAGUAUUAUUUUUUUGAAGUUUAUUUUUGUUUUCAUAAAUUCUUUACAAUAAGUGUUCUUAUUUUUCUGAGGCAAUACUAAAUUAUCUUUUCAUAUAAAGCGCCUAGUAAAAUACUUGUCAUAUACUCUUCUAUAUAUAAUAUAAUAAUCAUAUUAGGAUUGUAAAACAAUUCUACGAAAAGAAAAUCCCAUAUAUUUUUUAAAUGUAUAAUUUAAUUGAAAUGCGUUUAAUUAUUACAGUCGGUGAUGUUAUAACAUUUCUGAGAAAAAAUUUAGACUGGUAUGGUGGAAAAAUGGAUUUAUAAUUUUAAAUUCACAAUUGUAAUGCUUAAACCAGUUUUAAUCCGGUAAAGGGUAUUUCGCACAUACAAAAAAAUAGAUACAGACAAUAUAAAUUCAAUUUCAUCUGUUAUCUAUGAAAAGUGUUAAAAAAAAUUGAAAUGUUAUGAAUUGUUAAGUCUUCCUAAGGUACCUGAAGUUUAUUUAUGAAAUAUUCUGUGAUGAACACAUUUUAUAUUAAAAUGUGUAUAAACUAUUUGCAUUUUGAUUUCUUCUAUCAUUAUUAUUGUAAAGUUUUGUGAGAACAAUAAAUAAGUAUUUGUUU